AUGUCAACACCAAGUAAACGCCAUUUAGCACAAAGGACGGAAAAAAGAGACUUAGAAGAACUGUUUGAAAGGUAUGGCAAAGUUCUAAGCGUUGACGUCAAACCAAUGGGCUAUGCUUUUGUGGAAUUUGAGGAUCCUCGAGAUGCUGACGACGCAGUAAAACAGUUAAAUGGCUAUGAGCUUGAUGGCGCUCGAAUUGCUGUAGAAUGGUCACGUAGAUCUGGAGGUCCUGGUAGUGGAUGUUUCUUGUGCGGCGGUCAAGGUCAUUGGGCUAGAGAAUGUCCCGAUGCACGAGAAAAGGGAAUGGAUGUAAGAAGUGGACGUUGUUUUAGAUGUGGUGAGAUUGGGCAUUUAGCAAAAUACUGCAGAGGUGACGGUGAUUAUGAUCGUCGGCCUUCUGGAAGUCGUUAUAGUCGAGGCCGUUCACCGCAUCAUCGGAGUGGAUAUUAUGAUGAUUAUAAUGAUCGCGAACGAUAUAGUCGUCGAUAUUCACGAUCACCUCCCGGAGGAUACGGUGGUGGCUCGUAUGGUGCAUCUGGCAGUAGAAAUCGGUCGAGGAGUCCAUAUUAUAAUAGCAAGCGGAGUCCAAGCCCUUAUGCGUAUGAAAACUAUUCAAGCAAGAGAAGCCCAAGCCCGAGUCCGUAUGGAUGGAUAGAGAAUGGUGGCUCAGUUUCUGGCUCGGGAGGCAACUCAGGCGCGGGAUUCUUUUUGGGAAACUGUGCUGAUGCUGCUAUUAUUUGUUGGCAGCGUGCAUGGCUAUUUUUAUAA
Ambispora leptoticha is the source of this 768-nucleotide messenger RNA. Lineage: Eukaryota; Fungi; Glomeromycota; Glomeromycetes; Archaeosporales; Ambisporaceae. The record is from the annotation of a GenBank genome assembly.